CAUGCCCAGCCCCUGCUUUUAUUCAGAUAGUGGAAAUCCUUUCCUCCGAAAAUCUGCGAGAAAGGACCGUAUAGGUAGACAAAUACGUGGAAGAAACUAUCCCUGAAAUAAAACACAAACCGCUGCUUUACAUCACUUUUCCUACGUUUAUUGAAACAUCCGACUAAUGAGUGAUUUUUGGAGCAUACACGGUUCUUCCGAGUGAAAUGCUGUCUGUCUACCUGCCGUUCCUCUCCACUGCAUCCUGACUGACUGAAGAGCUCUGUCAUUGACUCAUCCCGUUCUUUAUAAGGAGGUGUUAAUGAUGAGCAACCGCUUGACAUAAUACUGGAACCAGCCAGCCUGAACAGACCAGACCUUAACAGACAGACACAGUCAACCAGCGGACUGAAGCCAGCCUGAACAGACCAGACCUUAACAGACAGACACAGUCAACCAGCGGACUGAAGCCAGCCUGAACAGACCAGACCUUAACAGACAGACACAGUCAACCAGCGGACUGAAGCCAGCCUCGACAACCACAGAGAGCAGAGCAGAGGGGACUGGAAGAAUGUCAGUCUGACGGAUACAUAGACUGUUGUCCUGUUUUUAUUCUCAAUCUUCAAGACUUCCACCCCCUGGAUGGUGUGCAGGACACAGCUGCUUGUGGAGUAUGGGUACAACUGCCAGCGCAGCGCCACAACCCGUCUCUGUCUCAGGCUCCAUAUCCUCUGUAGCAGCGCCCCAGCAUCCUCCUCCGCUUGAGAGUCUCCAUGGCAACGGGGCGGUGAACAGCAGGCAGUCUCUCAGCAUGAGCUCUUCCCAGACGGUGAAGAUCCACAGCGGCAAGGCCAAGUCUAUCAUCACUAACAAGGUGGCGCCUGUCGUCAUCACAUAUAAUUGCAGACAGGAAUUUCAGAUCCACGAUGACCUCUUCAGAACAAACUACAAAGUGGGCCGGAUAUCAGACUCAAUGCCUGAACACUACUUGGUACAGGGUGAGUUCUUCAUGGUCCAGGACGUGUACAGUAAGGCUGACGUCCUCAACACUACAGGCAGCUACGGAGCGCCAAACUACCGCCAGGUGAAAGGAAGCUACCCGCUGUACGGCAUGGGCCAGCCCAGCCUGAAUGGCUUCAAACAGGUCCUCCAAAGACUACAGAGUCAAGGGCAUGAGGAGGUGAUGUUCUUCUGUGUGCGUGAGGAACCGGUGGUGUUCCUGCACCUGGAGGAGAACUUUGUUCCAUACACCCCGCGGAGGAAGGAGAACCUCCAUGAGAAUCUCCAUGGCCUGGACAAGGAGGAGACUGUGGAGACCCUGGAGCUCACCAUCAGGAAGGAGCUCCACGACUUUGCCAAGUUGAACGAUAACGUGUUCUACGUGUACAACGAUAUCGAGCACUUCAAGGGCGAGCCUCAGAGGAUGACCAUCACCUGUGAGGAGGACAUCCAGGUCACAGAGGAGGUCUACAGGAGACCUCUGUUCACCAUGCCUCUCUACAGGUACUACCGGCUGCCACUACCGAUGGAGGGAGCACCUCUAGAGGAGGAUUUUGAUGCCUUUGUUAGUGUUCUCAGGGAGAGCCCCAACCUGUCUUUGAGAAGGGAUGUUUCCAGGCCUCUGCCUGCCCUGUUGUUCAGCUGUCAGGUGGGGGUUGGGCGGACCAAUCUAGCCAUGAUCCUGGGGACCCUGGUCCUCAACCACCUGAAGACAACCCAGGAACCACCACAAGCGGAAGAGGCAGAAGCCAAGCCCCUGUUCCAAGUCAUUCAGACCCUCAUCAACAGACUACCCGAAGGCCAACAGGUCAUGGAAGAGGUUGACCAAGCGAUCGCUCUGUGUUCAGAAAUGCACAACAUAAAAGAAGCGAUGUAUGAAAAUAAGAAGAAGCUUGAAGCGAUCGGAGAUGAUUAUCAAAUUCAGGGAAGCACGACCAAAGACUACUUUCUCCACAGAGCCAUCCAGAGCCUGGAACGUUAUUUCUACCUGAUUGUGUUCAACGCGUACCUCCAUGAACAGUUUUCUCUUGGCUUUGCGUCCAACUUCAGCCAGUGGCUGUGUGCUCACCCCUGGGUGUACCGCCUGCUGGCCUGUAUGGACCUAUCAGAACUCUCCGCUCCGCCUGAUCUCGUCACCAAGGGAGCCCGCGUUCUGGUUGCUCAUGAGUACCUGUCUCCAGACAUACUCAGCACAGUGAAGGAGAUGAAGGUGGCUAACUUCAGAAGAGUCCCCAAGAUGCCUGUCUACGGCAUGUCACAGCCUACAUCAGAGGCGACGGGUGCUGUGUUGACCCACCUGACGGAUGAGAAGAGGAAGUACAGCCACGUCCUGUGGGUCAACCUGCAGGAGGAGCUGGUUCUGGAGGGGAACGGACAGAUCUUCACCCCCAGAGAACCGUCCUGUAUGGGGCAACACAUCCCUGUCCCCGCCACAGACCCCACGCAGAUAGAGAAACUAGAGACAGCCCUGGGAGAGGAGGUUCAGAGAGCCCAGAAGUGGCUGGAGGUGACUCUGGAGCAGGAGAAACAGAUGAAGAUGUUUAAAAGCUGUCUGACGGUCCAGGAGGUGUUCAAGCAGUACCAGAGAACACACCAGGGACUGUUCUAUAAACGUAUCCCUCUGGUAGACUGCUGCGCCCCCAAGGAGGAGGACUUUGACCAGCUCUUGGAGGCCAUGAAGACGACCUUGUCAGAGGACUCUCACUCAGCCUUCGUGUUCAACUGCUCCAACGGCAAGGGGAGGACCACCACGGCCAUGGUCAUAGCUGCUCUCACUGUCUGGCACUUCAAUGGCUUUCCUGAGUUUGGUGACGAUGAGAUUGUCAGUGUUCCUGAUGCCAAGUACACGAAGGGAGAAUUCAAGGUGGUGAUGCAGCUAGUCAGACUAUUGCCAGACGGCCACCAGAUGAAGAGGGAGGUGGACAUGGCUCUGGACUCAGUUAGCGAGACCAUGACCCCCAUGCAUUACCACCUCAGAGAGAUAAUCAUCUGUACCUACAGACAGAUUAAAAGUGGUAAGAGUGAGAAGGAGGUGCAGCAGCUGCUUCUGAAGAGUGUCCAGUAUCUGGAGCGUUACAUGUACCUGAUCCUCUUCAACAGCUACCUGCAUCUGGAGAAGAAAAACUCCUGGCAACGAUCCUUCACCACCUGGAUGCAACAGGUGGCAGCCAGGGCCGGGGUGUACGACCUUCUCAACCAGCUGGGUUUCUCCGAGUUUGAGAACCUUCGGGACACGCCACUUGCCAGGCUCCGCUGCCGGUGGCAACGACAGAACAUCCAAUCACGUCCCUUCAGGGGGGCGUUGAUCUGAGCUGAGGAGCGAUCACUGUGAACCACCAGACUAUGGCUGCUUCUGAAGUGCUACUCUAUUCCCUGUAUAGUUCACUACUUUUCACCAGGGCCCUCUGCACUCUAAAGGGACUAGGGUGCCAUUUUAUACAACCUAUGUCCUCCUGUGCUUUUUUUAAUUUUAUUUUUAUAUAUAUAUACCUUUAAAAUGUAAUAAUGCUUUGUAUUUUUACCCUCGUAUCACUCUGAUACUGUAUUAUUAUAAUACUGCCUUUUUUCAAACCCACUACCAAUGUUAUUUAGUAUUUGAAUGGAUGUUAGGAUAUUGGAUGUGUCCCAAAUUUCACCCCAUUCCAAACAGUAGUGCACUACUCUUGACCUGGGUCCAUUGUGCUCUGGUCAAAAGUAGUGCAGUAAGUAGUUGUCCCCCCCACACGGUGUCCUCUUCUCUCCCGUCUCCUGCCGUCUUCUGUUCUCUGUUGUUAUCAACUGCAUUUUUAGCUGUUUUGCCAACAAACUAUUAUGAGUAUAUUUAGAAAAACUAAGCGAACGUUCGUACUUCAAGUCAGCCUCUCCAAGAACGGAUACGUUUUUAAAAAUGUUUUAUAUGUAGAUAUUGUUCAGUAAAUAAAUGCAGUUUGUUUUCAGAAAAAGUCA
Oncorhynchus nerka (sockeye salmon) is the source of this 3924-nucleotide messenger RNA. RefSeq names its product phosphatase domain containing paladin 1a (gene pald1a). The coding region runs from base 653 to 3289 and encodes 878 amino acids. The transcript is spliced from 21 exons. NCBI's taxonomy places the organism in Eukaryota, Metazoa, Chordata, Actinopteri, Salmoniformes, Salmonidae. Gene Ontology annotation, cellular component: cytoplasm. Gene Ontology annotation, molecular function: protein tyrosine phosphatase activity. The record is from RefSeq and is a predicted model, not a curated record.